Messenger RNA from Stylophora pistillata, 1924 nucleotides. Its product is annotated as dynein light chain Tctex-type 5-B. The record is from RefSeq and is a predicted model, not a curated record. Gene Ontology annotation, cellular component: cytoplasm; cytoplasmic dynein complex. NCBI's taxonomy places the organism in Eukaryota, Metazoa, Cnidaria, Anthozoa, Scleractinia, Pocilloporidae. Gene Ontology annotation, molecular function: dynein intermediate chain binding. Gene Ontology annotation, biological process: microtubule-based movement.
AGACUCGCGGUUUUCAGAACAACUUCGAGGAUUUGAGAACUUUGAAAAAAAAUACGAGAGCCUUUAAAAUAGAAAUCACGAGGAAGAGAAAAAGGAUAAAGUGCUCGGUUGAACCGAGACUUGAAAAUCCUGCUGCAAAUUGUGACGAGAUUUUCAAGAGUGAAUGGAGAGUUUGCGAGAUCCAAGAAUUUUCAAGUCCUGUUUGCCAUUCCUUGGGGUGGCAACCUGAAGCAAAGCCAAUUUUUAAAUAUUUUAACUAUUCAUUCUUCCUUAAAGGCGUUUCCAAUGUUUCGCACACUUCUUUGAUAAAGAAUUGAAAUUGAUGCAUCAACAGCUAGCAUCAGUGCAUUUUUUCAGAGGGAAUUUAGUACUCACAAUUUUUGUCUGUGGGUUUUCAAGGUCUAUCGCUCUUGGCACUACAAAGAAAUAUCUUUCAGUUUGGAAACUGAAGAACUUUGUUAACAGAAUGACAAUGAUAAAUUAUCUACAGAAAAAUACUUUCGCAAAAUUUUUUUUAGUAGAUAAAUUGGUCUGUAUUUCAGUGAUUUUAUUGCACGUCUGUAAGUUUCUGUUUUUUGUUUUAUUCAGAAUAAGCAUCACUUUUUCCUGAGAGCUCAUUGAUGACAUUCAAUUUUGAGCGUGAGUUUUGGAUUGCUUUAUCGCAAAAUCAAAACGUGCUCAUCCAAGCUUUUAAAAUCCAUUGUUUAUGGUGAAAUUAUUGCCCCACUUAAAAUUGCUCUUUUGAUCAUUGAACCCCUACGCGAGAGAGCUAUUUGAAUAAGCUCAUGAUUCAGUGUUGUAGAAACAGUUAGGCUUCAUUGAUCAAACUUGGAAAGACACGCAAACUUUUUCGAAAAUGGAUGAAGAUAGUUCCUCUAGCAGAAGGCAAAGCCGUUACAAUCGUUCAAUGCCGGAGGAAAGCGAAUCCAGUUCGGUUUUAUUCGAGAACUCUGUAGAGAAGAUCGGACGUCAACGAAGUCCUUCGGUAGAGAGCGUACAACGUGGGCGCAAAGUCUCGCAAGAAGGCAACCUUUCGCGAAAGAUUCCGGGCUUAACAAGACGAAUCUCUGCGCUGUCUUUCUUCUCCAAUUUCAAGAAACCAGCAGCGGAAACAAAACCAACGGAUGAAAAAUUGAAAAAAUCCUUCGAGAAUACGUACCAGUUGGAGCCGAAGAUUCGUUUUCCUGAAGGAAAGGUUCGCGCGGUGAUCCAAGAGGCUCUGGAUACUCUAGACUCACAUACAUACAGUGCUCAACACACGCCGUUUCUUGUCAAGUUGCUGACUGCUCGGAUACUGGAAAACGUAAAACAGCUGAAGAUUGAGCGCUACAAGAUUGUUUGUAUGAUAACUCUUGGAACAAAAGAGUCCCAAGGAGUCAGAGUAGCAAGUCGUUGCCUAUGGAAUAGCCACUUCGAUACGUAUGUCAGUGCGUGCUUUGAGAGGGAAAAAUUCUUUGCCGUUGGAACAGUUUAUGGUAUUUAUUACGAGUGAAAAUGUCUUGUCUUGAACAUAACGGGGAAUUCAUUUACUGAUAUCAGUUUUCAAUAUUUUUGUGUAAACUCCGGGAUGAAUUUGCAAAAAGGAUAUUGUAAGCAACACUGCGACUUUGGGGGCAAUGCAAGUGACAACUAUUUCGUAAGUUAUUUGCAGACCUCUUAAUCUCAAGCAUUUAUCGAUGCCAUCUCUCUUGUCACAAGAUUUUUAUAGAUCAAUCACUUCACAUCAUAAUUUACUUCCAUUCGUACGUCUUCAAUAAAUGAGAAUAUAACUUUCUGAUUAUUAUUUAGCGUACAAAAAAUUUUUAACAGGACAAAAUUGGUUCAGAAGUUUGUGAAAUUCGAAUUCAUGUUUUGUGCAUUUUAGUGUUUAGUUUGUAAUUGUUUAGACUGUUGGGGAAAUGAUAAUAAAACGAGAAUCGACGUA